AUGGCAAAAGGAAAGAAUAAGAGCUUGGAAGAUCGAGGUGGUAGACCUAGUAAAGGAUCCAAUGGUCACAGCUCGAGACAGAAUCAUCGGCACAUGGAGUUAAAGCGCAAUGGAAAUAUAGAGACAAAAUUUCCAGUUAAACUAGCCAUGUGGGACUUUGACCACUGCGAUCCAAAAAAAUGCAGUGGUAAAAAGCUCGAAAGGUUAGGAAUGAUUAAAUCACUACGAGUAGGUGAAAAAUUUCAAGGCAUAGUUGUCUCACCGAAUGGAACUGACGUCGUAUGCCCCGAUGACAAGGAGAUCGUCGAAAAGCACGGCGCAUCUGUCGUAGAGUGUUCCUGGGCAAGACUAGAUGAAGUUCCCUUCAACAAAAUUGGUGGCAGACAUGAACGUCUAUUACCCUAUCUGGUUGCUGCAAAUCAAGUCAACUAUGGUAGGCCGUGGAAACUAAACUGUGUCGAGGCAUUGGCAGCUUGCUUUGCAAUUGUUGGCAGAGUGGAUUGGGCAUCUGAACUACUUUCACAUUUUUCCUGGGGCCCGGUAUUUCUGGAACUCAAUAAAGAUCUAUUGGAAAUCUAUCAGAAGUGCACGAAUUCGACGUCCGUGAAAGAAGCAGAAGCAUCAUGGCUCGAAAAGCUGGAACUUGAAAUUCAAGAGCGCAAAGCUCAGUCGAAAGACGAGGACAUCUGGCUGACAGGGAAUGUUAAUAGACAGAUGAACCAGCUUUAUAUAUCUGACGACGAGAAGGAAGGAGAAGAAGAGGACGAAUUGUCUGACAAGUCGAAGAGUAUUCACUACGAUUCCUUGGGAAACGUCAUAAAUCUCAAUAGUGAAGACGACGGAUCGAACCAUGAACAGCUGGAAAAUGUCAAAUACGAUUUGCUUGGUAACAUUAUAUAA
This is a messenger RNA of Zygotorulaspora mrakii, 900 nucleotides long. RefSeq names its product ribosome biogenesis protein TSR3 (gene TSR3). Gene Ontology annotation, biological process: maturation of SSU-rRNA. Bases 1 to 900 code for a protein of 299 amino acids. NCBI's taxonomy places the organism in Eukaryota, Fungi, Ascomycota, Saccharomycetes, Saccharomycetales, Saccharomycetaceae. The record is from RefSeq and is a predicted model, not a curated record. The transcript has a single exon. Gene Ontology annotation, molecular function: rRNA small subunit aminocarboxypropyltransferase activity.